Messenger RNA from Saccostrea cuccullata (small rock oyster), 3941 nucleotides. RefSeq names its product von Willebrand factor A domain-containing protein 5A-like. Lineage: Eukaryota; Metazoa; Mollusca; Bivalvia; Ostreida; Ostreidae. The coding region runs from base 1118 to 3484 and encodes 788 amino acids. The record is from RefSeq and is a predicted model, not a curated record. The transcript has 17 exons.
ACUUUCAACAGACACGUUGAAGUGACAAGUGUAUAUAGUAAAUUUAAAGAAGGGUAAGUGGUUGGGUUCGAAAAAAGAAUUCUAUUGAACAGAAAGAAGUUUGACCCCCACACACCAGAAGUAGUAUUUUCGUGUUUGGACAAUGUAGAAAUUUUUCGCGGAUUUUUACGAAUGUCAAUUCGAUCUGUGUGAUAAAUUGUUUUACCAAAGUAGCGCCCCGGUUUGUUAUACGGCUGAGAAAUAUAGGGUUUACAUGUAUGAAAAUAUCGAUAGUAUUGUAGUGAUAGGGAAGUCUAGCUGUCUUUAUGUCUAGCUGUACAAGUUUCCGUCCGUCCGUACGUUACGCUUUGGGGUACCCAUCUUUUAGAAUGUAUUGAGGAAAGAUUAUUUGAACCAAAAAUUUUGUUCUAAUAUAAAUAUCAUCAAGUUGUGUGAAGUCAUGCUAAAUAAAAUGACGUUGAUUCUUUGAAAAAAAAAUUGUGUACAUUUAUUUUUUUAUUAAAAUUAAUGGAAAUGGACGGUAUGGUCUGUUUUCCUUAGCUACGUGUUGCACAUUCUGCUUGACCCACUAUAUCAUAAUAUCUAUAAUUUUAUGUUGUAUAUGUUUAUGUACCUCAUGUACCAUUUACAUGGUUUUUAGAGAAUGAAUUGAACUGAACCGAAUAGAAUGUUGACUAGCCGUUCAGAGACAUGGAAGAGUCUUUACAUAGUUUAAUCAACAGAGUGCUGAAAUAUAAAAAAAAAAAUGCAUGAAAUUCACGAAUUUCAUGGAGCAGUGUUCUUUUAACAUGUAGGUAGUUCUCUGUAAUAUUUUUCAGAACAUGCAAUCGGCAAAUUCCGCCUAUUCGGGAUAACCGGAAGCUACUCUGUUGCUAACGGAUGUACGCAUUUAUUAUUUAUAUUCGAUCGGGGUUACCCUGUAACAGUUUGUAAUAUCUAUUUUUGUUUCAGGGACUGUGACUCUUAGUACCGAUUGAUUUGUGGACAAAUAAAUGUUACUUUCCAGGCAACUGUGAGAGCCAGAAUUUUAACAUGCAGAUCUGAAACAGUGAAAGAGUCUAUUUUUAAAGGGAUCGUCAUCAAAGAGUUGGAGUCCUAGCUAAGAAUCUAGUUCGCUAUGUACAAUAUCGCUAAAAGACGGGGAAGGUGUGGACUAUUAUCGCUGAAUCAGAAUCAGACAGUUUCACUGAAGAAAAUCAGCAUACAGGUUUCAAUUCAUGGAUUCAUUGCCAAUGUGACCUCUGACCUUCAAUAUAUUAACGACUCGGACAAGAACAUAGAGACAGAGUUUGUGUUUCCAUUGGACUCCGGGGCAGCGGUCUACAAGUUUGAAGCUGAGAUAGACGGUAGGACCAUUGUAGCUGAGGUUCAGGAGAAAUCACAGGCAAAAGCGACUUACCGUGAUGCAAUUAAUUUGGGUCACACAGCAAUGUACUUGGGGGAAGAUGAUGAAGCGGGGGAUAUUUUUCGACUCAGACUCGGUAAAAUCCCUGCCAAGAAGACUGCCAAACUCACGUUUGCUUACGCGCAAGAGAUUGAAUUGAGGUCUGAUAAGACAGGAACAUUUAUGCUUCCAACAGUCCUGAAUCCAAGAUAUGCCCCCGAAUGUCCAUCAACGGAUGAAUCCAAAUUAACACCAAACACGACAAAGGGUUGUACAGCGCUGAUUGAUCAAGAGAUUGACCAAGUGGUGUAUUAUCCUGACUUUGCGAUGGACCUUGAGGCUGUAAUUUUUGGUGGUAAAAAGCUGAUGGUAUCCGAAAACAAAAUGGAAUUUGACGUGUUCGCUGAUAAAAUAAAAUACAAAGUGGCUUUAUCAACGCAUCUUAAAGGAGGCUCGGAUUUUUCGAUUUUGUUGCAUUAUAGAGGGUUUGAAAAGCCAGAGGCUGUUCUUGAGAUUGGCAAAAAAGACACUGAAAACGUGUUUUUGUCAUCCGACAUUCUGAUGGUAAAUUUUUCUCCAGAAUUUAAGGAUCUUGACACAAACAUGCCAUGUGAAUUUGUGUUCAUAAUUGACCGCUCUGGGUCAAUGAUGGGCUCUCGUAUAGAGAAAGCUAAAGAGGCCCUUGUACUGAUGCUGAAGAGUCUCCCUGUACACUGUAUCUUCAAUGUUGUCAGCUUUGGGUCCAGUUAUUCAAAAUUAUUUACAAGGAGUUUAGAAUAUAACGAGAAUAACUUGCAAAGCGCCAUGGAUUUACAGAAAAAUAUGAUGGCAGAUAUGGGUGGCACUGAAAUCUAUAAACCUCUGGAGGAUAUAUUUAAAAACAAAUCCUCCGACUCCUACGCUAGACAAAUUUUUUUGCUUACGGAUGGACAAGUUUGGAAUGUUCCAGGAAUUGUUAAGCUUGUGAAAAAACAGAAAAACACAAGAAUCUUUACAUUUGGGAUUGGAGAUGGUUGUUCAACAGAACUGAUAAAAGACGUUGCAAAAGCAAGUAGAGGAAAGGCUACGUUUGUUAAAGACAACGACAGACUAGCAUCUAAGAUUAUGUCUGUGAUGAAGAGUAGCGUCCAGUGUGGAAUUACGGACGUAUCUUUGAUGUGGAGCCUACCUGAAGGUUGUUCUGUCAUCAAUGCUUCAGAAGAAGUACCGCCAAUAUUUCAAGGAGACAAGCUUAUUCUUUUUGGAAUCAUAUCACGAGAUAUAUCAAAGCGAUUUUCUGGCAAAAGUUCAUUGAAACUAGCUGGUAGGGCAGGGGACAGGAAUGUGGAAUAUAACAUGGACUUUGUCUUAAAAGCCGCGGACAGGUCAGCCAACACAGACGAAUCCUAUCCACUUCAUAGACUGGCCGCUAAAGCCAGAUUAUCAGAGAUGGAAAUGAAGGGCGCCAAAGAGCAUGAGAUAGUGGUACUAAGCACCGCUGCCAAUAUCACAAGCAUACAUACAGCAUUUGUUGGUGUUGACAAAACGAGUGGUGACGUCAUAUCAAAAUGUCAAGCUACAGAAUAUUUGAUAGAGGAAACGGAUUGCUACAAAAUUUCACGGAAACGGAAAUGUGGAGGAAGUAUAAGAACCGUACCAUCAGUCAAAAAGUCAAAAAAAGUCCAAACGUCCAUGAAAUUAGCUGUACUAUCAAAAAGAAAAAACGCAGCAUCAAAAGCCAAGCAGGCUUACGGAGCACACAGUGUAGCUACCACAAGUAGCCACAGCUUGCAAAAAUCUGAAGAAUCAGAUUUAGGUUCAGAAGACUCUUCUAAAAUGAUAAAAUUGAUUGGGAACCAGAGAUUUGAUGGGUCCUGGCAGCUAAACAAAUCUUUUUCUGAAAUACUUGGCUUGUCUUUGAAUAAAAUAAAGUCAGCCUCUGUGGUGAAGGAUGUUAAUGUCUGGGCCACAGCUCUCGCAGUAGCAUUCUUAAGGAAAGAUUGGAAGGAACAAAAAGAGGAAUGGGAAAUGAUUGAGGAGAAGGCCUUAAUAUGGCUCAGGUCGAAAGAUCUUGAGGGCAGAGAUGUUAUAAAGGAUGCCAUGGCAUUCUUGACGGCAUGAAAUCGAUCUUACUCUAGUUUUUUUUUCUAAAAAAACAAAUUGUACUUAAUAUUACUUACCUGUAUGGAAAUCAUUUAAAAUGUACCAAGACAGAAAUGACUGUAAAAAAUAAACUGGUCAGAUGAUCCGUUUCUUAACCCCUUUUCACGAUUGAAUAAAAUCUAUAUUACAUGUAUAUGCCAAAGUUCUACUGGUACAUGUAUUUACAUGCACUACACCCGGAAACUUUUUAAUGCACAAAAAUAAAACUUACAUGUAUUUUACGCACCACGAUGAUAAACCUAUAGAUUUUUCAAGGUGUUUAAUUUUAUAAAUAAAUUAAUUACCUUUUUUACAGAGUAAACUGUCCAAAAUUUUCUCAUUGUCUAAAUAUUUUCUUUAAUUUAUUAAGGCAUGCAUAUUUUUGCCUUUUAUUUACUAUUAUUAUUAUAAUUUGUAUAUGCAUUGUACGGUGUAA